This is a messenger RNA of Sclerotinia trifoliorum, 2655 nucleotides long. NCBI's taxonomy places the organism in Eukaryota, Fungi, Ascomycota, Leotiomycetes, Helotiales, Sclerotiniaceae. The record is from the annotation of a GenBank genome assembly.
UACUAUUCUAAGAAAGAGGAGAUAGCCGCAAUCCUUCUACCCACCAAAUGCAACAUCUGAAUCCUUUGCUAUGCAGGAACAACAUAUGUGAUGACCCCGUCAUGGAUGCUUGUAAGCUCCGUGUAAGUUAAUUGGGCAAGCAAGUGAUAUUUGGUAUUUUCCUUGCCUCUUUUGCAAUAUCCACGUGUGUCGGGUUUGGAUAAUUUUGGCUUGCAAUUUUAAGGAAGUCCAGGUCUCUUUAUCUAGCAAGAUGGAGUACCGGGCUCCCGCCGCCUUUCAUCUAGUGUUUGAUUCUUUCCUGAUAUUAUAUGGUUCUGGUUUGUUCGUGAAAUUCCUCAGCUUCCAGAUUCUUGACAUAAGUUAUUUCUCGCCUUGAUUUUGAAGCCUCUACUUAUUCAUGCGUCUGUAAACAUUGAGGACUUUGGCAGGUUGCGCAUCCAUAUACCUUCGCGGUCACUGACUCGAAAAGACGAGCUUGAAGGGCAUUGUAAAGUCGAUGAGCAUAGAGGCAAACCUGGAUAUUUGGCGAAAUUCGCGACGAAACUUCACUGACAGUCUGGUUUACAAGAAUGAUAAAAUGCAAAGGGGGAGUGGGAUGAAAGCUGUCGAGAUGCUGCGUCGUGCGCAGAACAAUAUUCCAUCAGGGCUAGAUCCCGUCAAAAACAUGUGCCAAAGAUGGUAUCAUUCGUCGAUAAUGAAGAACGAUAUCCUGUAUAUCUAUGGGGGUUAUGAAACAUUCGUUGAAUCUAACAAUCAUGGUGCCAGAACCGGUAAUGUCACUAUUGGUACAAGUAAGUUAGUUGCUUUCAACUCAAUGGCUAGCUAAUAAAACUGGUGUAGACAACUACAUGAUCGGUGUUGGGAUGAACGAGUCCUGGAAUUGGACAAUGGCUUCCGCAAGUCUACCACUGGUAUCAGAACAGGUUUUUGUACCAGAUUCCGAAUCGUCAAAUGCCUUUUCGUCCGUAGUGCUCAAAGGCGCUCUUUUUUCUGGAUCUCCUGGUGGAAAUCAGAUAUAUCUAUAUGGUGGAACUGAGCAAAGCAUGAAUACUAGCUUUUAUGGAUAUACGGAUCCCACAUCACCAAACCAAACCCUUUUAUCAUACGAUGUAACACAGAACCAGUGGGAUUUAAUUAAUGUAGAUUCGACAAUACCCGAAAAGCCCAGCUCCGGAUCAAGUGCUGAUGUGCCGGAUCAAGGCCUGGGGUUUUACUUUAAUGGCGAGAUAAAUCCUGGAUCAAGCACAGAAACUACCUCGAUCCCGGAAGGAAGCUUGGUACCACUAGAGGGUAUGGUUAUGCUAAACAUGACCGACAAUACGACGAGGAAUAUCUCUACUUCUGCCAUCGAUACAAAUUCCAGAACAGGAGGUAUUUUACAGUAUAUCCCUGGGAUAGGAAAAAACGGCAAAGGUAUACUGAUACAAUUUGGUGGCAUGUAUCGUCAAGCUGGUAAUCUAUCAAAUGAACUUGGCACUCUGGUAGGUUACAGCAAGCCCUUGAUAGCUUAAGAAUCUGUCUGACUAGAUUUAACUAGGCUCCAAUGGAUCAAAUCAACAUUUUUGAUAUCAACAGUGUGUAUGACGGGAAAAAUGGGACCUGGUACACUCAGCAGGCAUCGGGAAAUUUACCCCCGAGAAGAAUGGAUUCGUGUACUGUCGUCGCCGCUGCUCCCGACAAUUCGAGUUACAAUAUAUAUCUUUAUGGUGGACAAGAUGGAGAUUCAGUAUCCUAUGACGACGUAUUUGUGCUCUCCUUACCUUCGUUCACAUGGAUUCAAGUCUAUGAGGCUGUGCCAGGAAGCCCUCGUUUUGGGCACACAUGCCAUCUAGUGGGAAAUCGGCAGAUGCUGACGGUUGGUGGCGCUCAAAAGAAGUAUUCCUCUUAUUGUGAUUGGGAGAGUUCAGGGGUGGCUAUAUACGACAUGUACGCGCUAUCAUGGACGUCGACGUUCCAUCACGACGCUAAUAGUUAUAUCGUCCCUGGUAACAUUACUGAUGCUAUUGGUGGAAAGUAUGUGUUCAUCGGAGUACCAAACUGAAUUCUCAUUUGCAUUUACUGAUUGAUGAACAGUUCCAGUGGCUUUGCACGGAUUACACGACCCUCGAAGGAUUUUACGAAUGCGGAUGUCGCCUCGCUCUUCAAUCAAACUUUACUGGGUACGGGUACCGGCACCUCCAGCACUGCCAAUACUACGGGUGGUAUCACAUCCAACCCAUCUGCUAUAGUGUCGCCACCGACUAAUAAUGUAAACCAUGGCGCAAGCACCGGCGUGAUAGCCGGAGCUACCAUUGGAGUGGUGGCUGCCGUUCUAAUACUUUCCUCUUUGCUAUGGGUAUGGCGCAGAUCAUCUAUUGCCGCUGGCACCAAAGGUCAAGGAAAAGCAAGAACUGAAUCACGCCAGUCUCUAGUUGUUGAGGACGCCAAAGCUGUUGAUUGGCUUCGAGCAAAUGUAAUGAGUGUAGCGUACGACCCUAGCAAUCCUUGUCAUGUGCCAGGUAUAGAAGUACGAGCAGAACAAGCUCAAGGAAAAGUUGAAUCUUGAUUUCUUCUCAAUUGAAAGGAUAAGGAAAAUAUGUAUAUAAAUUUUUUUCUUCAUUCGGUGUAUAUAUUCAGCGAGCUCUAAUCUUAUUGUUACAGCACAAUUGUUCUUGU